Messenger RNA from Prorocentrum cordatum, 861 nucleotides. The record is from the annotation of a GenBank genome assembly. Lineage: Eukaryota; Dinophyceae; Prorocentrales; Prorocentraceae.
AUGGCAGGGUCGAUGUUUGGCGGAUUCACCGUCACCUUCGCCGUUGGAGCUGCCAGCACUCCUGCGCCGAGCUUGCGUGGAUCGUCCACCGAGCGAAGUUGCGCCUUCUGGGACGGAUUGGACAUCAAGGGCAGCGUGUGCUCACAGCAGUGGCAGGGCCAAUACGCUGGGACUGCCUCGUGCAAGUCGUGCUGGGAGGGAGAGGACUGCGGGUGGACUUGCGACCUGACGGACGGCACCAAGGCCGGCGUCGACCUGCAGGCGUACGUCCACGCGUCUCACGGAGAGGGCUACUGCGCUCGGAACCCGUCCAACGACCCGUGCCUCGGCUGGCAGGUGUUCGGCGAUGGCUGUACCGACUGUGCAGCCAACGGCAUGAGCAGCAGCGCCCAGGCGUCUGCUUCCCUGCAGUCCACCGACCCGCAGCGAAGCUGCGCCUUCUGGGACGGCUUGGACAUCAAGGGCAGCGUGUGCCCGCAGCAGUGGCAGGGCCAGUACGCUGGGACUGCCUCGUGCAAGUCGUGCUGGGAGGGAGAGGACUGCGGGUGGACUUGCGACCUGACGGACGGCACCAAGGCCGGCGUCGACCUGCAGGCGUACGUCCACGCGUCUCACGGAGAGGGCCACUGCGCUCGGAACCCGUCCAACGACCCGUGCCUCGGCUGGCAGGUGUUCGGCGAUGGCUGUACCGACUGUGCAGCCAACGGCAUGAGCAGCAGCGCCCAGGCGUCUGCUUCCCUGCAGUCCACCGACCCGCAGCGAAGCUGCGCCUUCUGGGACGGCUUGGACAUCAAGGGCAGCGUGUGCCCGCAGCAGUGGCAGGGCCAGUACGCUGGGACUGCCUCGUGCAAGUCGUGCUGG